AGGCCAAGCGGAAGUUGGACUUUCCUGGGCAGGAAAUUGUCAGCAGUGUUUUUGUUGCUAGUGGGGUCUGUUGUGAAAAUGGCGACGCCUCGUCGCACCUCUCAGCAGCAGCAACCAAACUCCCUGCUGUCCUCCCCGCCCCGCGGCUCCUCUCUACCCGUCACCCCGCCUGGCUCUCCGCCGGCACCCACCGACGAUGCCAACCCGCUUCCCCGCAGAGGCGCGGUGGAGAACGCGGCUGACGGUGAGGUAGCCCCUGCCUCUCCCACCACCACCUCCCCUGCUCCGGCCCUCGCCAGCAGCAGCAGCAGCAGCAGCAGCAGCUCCACCACCACUAGCAGCAGCGCUAGCUCUCCGACCACCACCGAGGGUAGCGGUACCAGCCCCGGCUCUACGCCCGACUCGGGCAGCGGUAACCCGGGCAGCAGCAGCAGCAGCAGCAGCAGCAGUGGCAGCGCAAACGGGGCUUUCAGGGAGCUGUUUGAAGCAUGUCGAAACGGGGAUGUUUCGAGGGUGAAGAAACUCGUCGAUGCUGUGAAUGUGAACGCUAAAGACAUGGCAGGACGUAAAUCGACACCGCUGCAUUUUGCUGCAGGUUUUGGCCGGAAAGAUGUGGUGGACCACCUGCUUCAGACAGGCGCUAAUGUGCACGCACGGGAUGACGGGGGUCUGAUCCCGCUUCACAACGCCUGCUCAUUUGGUCACUCCGAGGUGGUGUCCUUGUUGCUGUGUCAGGGGGCUGACCCCAAUGCUCGAGACAACUGGAACUACACGCCACUCCAUGAAGCUGCCAUCAAGGGCAAGAUAGACGUCUGUAUUGUGCUACUGCAGCAUGGAGCCGACCCCAACAUCCGCAACACCGACGGCAAGUCUGCCCUGGACCUGGCUGAACCCUCCGCAAAGGCCGUGCUCACAGGUGAAUACAAGAAGGAUGAGCUUCUGGAGGCAGCGAGGAGUGGAAACGAGGAGAAGCUAAUGGCCUUGCUUACUCCGCUCAACGUAAACUGCCACGCGAGCGACGGCCGCAAGUCCACUCCACUCCACCUGGCAGCAGGAUACAACAGGGUGAGGAUAGUUCAGCUGUUACUACAACAUGGAGCAGAUGUUCACGCCAAGGACAAGGGUGGUCUGGUGCCUCUGCAUAAUGCCUGCUCCUAUGGACACUAUGAAGUUACUGAGCUGCUGCUAAAGCAUGGAGCGUGUGUGAACGCUAUGGAUCUGUGGCAGUUCACCCCCCUCCAUGAAGCAGCGUCUAAAAACAGAGUGGAGGUCUGCUCUCUGCUGCUGAGCCAUGGGGCUGAUCCGACCCUGCUCAACUGCCACAGCAAGAGCUCUGUGGACAUGGCGCCCACUCCUGAGCUGAAGGAGAGACUUACGUAUGAGUUUAAGGGCCACUCGCUGCUUCAGGCUGCUCGGGAAGCUGACAUGGCCAAGGCUAAGAAGACCCUGGCACUGGAGAUCAUCAACUUCAAACACCCUCACACACACGAGACUGCACUGCACUGUGCAGUAGCAUCACCACACCCUAAGAGGAAACAGGUGACGGAGCUGCUGUUGAGGAAAGGCGCCAACGUAAAUGAGAAGAAUAAAGAUUUCAUGACUCCUCUCCAUGUGGCAGCAGAACGUGCUCAUAAUGACAUUAUGGAGGUGCUACAGAAACAUGGUGCCAAGGUGAACGCCCUAGACACGCUGGGCCAGACGGCGUUGCACCGCGCGGCGAUGGCAGGCCACCUUCAGACCUGCAGGCUGUUGCUAGGAUACGGGGCAGACGCCUCGCUGGUGUCGCUGCAAGGCUUCACUGCUGCUCAAAUGGGAAAUGAAGCUGUUCAGCAAAUACUCAACGAGAACGUCCCGGUAAGAAACUCAGACGUGGACUACAGACUUCUGGAAGCUGCUAAAGCCGGAGACCUGGACACUGUCAAGUCGUUGUGUACGGCCCAGAAUGUGAAUUGUAGAGAUCUAGAGGGACGACACUCCACGCCCCUUCACUUUGCUGCUGGCUACAACAGAGUGUCAGUGGUGGAGUACCUGCUGCACCACGGGGCCGACGUGCACGCCAAGGACAAAGGUGGUCUGGUUCCCCUCCAUAACGCCUGUUCAUACGGUCACUAUGAGGUGGCCGAGCUGCUGGUCAGACACGGAGCCUCGGUCAACGUGGCCGACUUGUGGAAGUUCACGCCGCUCCAUGAAGCCGCUGCCAAGGGCAAAUACGAGAUCUGCAAACUGCUUCUCAAGCACGGGGCGGACCCCACCAAGAAGAACCGAGACGGGAACACGCCUCUGGACCUGGUGAAGGACGGGGACACCGACAUCCAGGACCUGCUGAGAGGAGACGCCGCGCUGCUGGAUGCCGCAAAGAAAGGCUGCCUGGCCAGGGUGCAGAAAUUAUGCAGUCCCGACAAUAUUAAUUGUCGGGAUACACAGGGACGCAACUCAACACCUCUGCACCUUGCAGCUGGCUAUAACAACUUGGAGGUAGCAGAGUAUCUGUUGGAACACGGAGCCGACGUGAAUGCUCAGGACAAAGGAGGGCUGAUACCUUUACACAAUGCUGCUUCGUACGGGCACGUGGACAUAGCCGCUCUGCUGAUCAAGUACAACACGUGCGUCAAUGCCACAGACAAGUGGGCAUUCACGCCCCUCCACGAAGCAGCCCAAAAGGGGCGGACUCAGCUCUGCGCUCUGCUAUUGGCCCAUGGAGCCGAUCCCACAAUGAAGAACCAGGAGGGACAGACGCCACUCGACUUGGCAACGGCUGAUGACAUCAGAGCAUUGUUGAUUGAUGCCAUGCCGCCAGAUGCCCUGCCAAGCUGUUUAAAACCCCAGGCCACUGUGGUGAGUGCAAGUGUGGUGAGUUCAAGCGUGGUUAGUGCAGGUGCAGCAGGGGGCGUGGUCAUCUCUCCCUCUCCAUCCCCGUCCUGCCUGUCUGCAGCCAGCAGCAUAGACAACCUGACUACGCCCCUCAGUGACAUCACUGUGGGUGGGGCCACUGGUCCAGCAGACGGAGCAUCUGGGUCUGAAAGGAAGGAAGGAGAAACUCUGCUCGACAUGACCAUCAACCAGUUUUUGAAGAGUGUAGGGCUGGAACACCUCCGGGACAUCUUCCAGAGGGAACAGAUUUCGCUGGAUGUGCUGGCAGACAUGGGUCACGAAGAGCUGAAAGAGAUCGGCAUCAAUGCUUACGGUCACAGACAUAAACUCAUCAAGGGCAUCGAGAGACUGCUGGGUGGCCAGCAAGGUGCAAACCCAUACUUGACAUUCCACUGCUCCAGUCAGGGCACCGUGCUGAUCGACCUGGCACCAGACGACAAGGAGUUCCAGUCUGUAGAGGAGGAACUACAGAGCACCAUCAGAGAACACCGUGAUGGAGGCAACGCAGGUGGAGUCUUCAGCCGGUACAACAUCAUUAAGAUUCAGAAAGUGGUGAAUAAGAAGCUACGGGAGAGAUAUGCACACAGACAAAAGGAAAUUGCAGACGAGAAUCACAACCAUCACAAUGAGCGGAUGCUCUUUCACGGUUCACCCUUCAUCAAUGCCAUCAUCCAUAAGGGCUUUGACGAGCGACAUGCCUACAUUGGCGGCAUGUUUGGCGCCGGGAUCUAUUUUGCAGAGAACUCCUCAAAAAGCAACCAGUACGUUUAUGGGAUAGGUGGAGGCACGGGAUGUCCCACCCACAAAGACCGCUCCUGCUACGUGUGCCACAGGCAGAUGCUGUUCUGCAGAGUGACGCUGGGUAAGUCGUUUCUUCAGUUCAGUGCGAUGAAAAUGGCCCAUGCCCCCCCUGGACACCACUCUGUUAUAGGAAGACCCAGCGUCAACGGACUGGCGUAUGCAGAGUACGUCAUCUACAGAGGGGAGCAGGCUUACCCGGAAUACCUGAUCACCUACCAGAUUGUGAAGCCGGAGAGUCUGGCCACGCCUGCUGCCACCCCCGAGCAGAAGUCCUAAAACACAGUCACAGCUGGAUCCGAAGAAGGCCAGAAUGCAAUAUCUAAGAGAAUUGAACUCUUUAAGGUGUUUCGAACCUCAGACCCAGAAUGAAAGUCUCCAGAGCUGAACUUGAGGUGGGUGUGGUGAAUUGUUGACCGUCGUCAGACGACCCUCGGGAACAAGACGUAGAUGUGUCUGGACAGAAGAAGAAGAGGAUGAAGCGGCAGUGACUUUUAGUUUUGGGGGUACAAUACAUGUUCAGCCCAAAGAAGCAGAGAGCAAAAACGCAUCAGAUUCUUUAAUUAGGUCUAAUCUUGCAGGGGGAGAAGAAAAUGGUUUGAUCAACAUUUCUGGAAGUGUACCAGUGAGAUAAUGUUUAAAAUGUGCAAUCCUCUGGCUGAAAUUAUUAAGAAACCAAUUAGAACGGGACACAGUCCAAAGCAAAAAAAAAAAAUGCAUCCCUGAUUUUGCACCUAUGCACUGCUCAUGUAUUCUACUCCCAGUUUUUAAUUUGUUGUUUUGAUAUUGUGCAUCAUCCAG
This is a messenger RNA of Micropterus dolomieu (smallmouth bass), 4470 nucleotides long. It is a transcript of the gene tnksa, whose product is annotated as tankyrase, TRF1-interacting ankyrin-related ADP-ribose polymerase a. The record is from RefSeq and is a predicted model, not a curated record. Gene Ontology annotation, molecular function: protein binding; NAD+ poly-ADP-ribosyltransferase activity. The transcript is spliced from 29 exons. NCBI's taxonomy places the organism in Eukaryota, Metazoa, Chordata, Actinopteri, Centrarchiformes, Centrarchidae. Bases 79 to 3948 code for a protein of 1289 amino acids.